Molecule: messenger RNA, 1538 nt
Organism: Perca flavescens (yellow perch)
Lineage: Eukaryota; Metazoa; Chordata; Actinopteri; Perciformes; Percidae
Gene: saxo2
Product: stabilizer of axonemal microtubules 2
Exons: 4
Coding region: 223-1413 (396 amino acids)
Source: RefSeq, a predicted model, not a curated record
CAACCGGCCCGCAUCAGAGAGUAAUCCACUGGUGUUUAUUUUUAGAAGCUCUCGGCCGCUGCGUGUACACUCGUUCAACACACUCCCCAUGUUCCUCCGGUCAAUAAUUUAGACGCUGUAGGUCUGCCCUGCAGCACAGAGUCACAGAGCAGGCUGCUACAACUCUGCGCUACAGGACGCCUAGAAAAAAGAAAAGCCACAGGGUGCACCGCCCGCCGAGCGAUGCACCCAAAAACCAUAAGCCAGCAAAACGGUAACCAAGGAGCCACAUCCGUGAGGAAGCCCUCCGGCUCUCAGACAGCCCAGCCAGGGGCCGCCAUGACCACAGAGUACCAGGAGAGGUUUCUUUGCCCUCACGGCCACGAGGCCGUCAUCUCAAGCUCAACACAGAAAGACCCUAACCAUCCACUGAAGGAGACGAGUGACGACAUGACCACUAUUAGAUCAUACUAUGUGACCCAAAAAUGGAUAAAACAUCCCCCAAAGGCCCCACAGCCAUCUUUGCCCCCCAAAGACAACAGAUGCAGCAGCGCCACACAAAAUCAUGUACACCUUGUAGUGAACCAGUUGGCAUCCAAGUUGGAGGACUACACAACAGUGUACCAAAAGGAUUUCCAAGCAUGGAAAGUAAACAAGCGAAAGCCAUUUAAACUGGCUGACAGCUUGAGAGCCAACGAAGGAUUAGGUGCCACAGACAACGCAUCCAAAGAAGGCCACUCCCAUGAACCACAACCUUUUGAAAGCGUCACCAGCUACAGAUUUGAUUAUGUCAAACAUCCAGUGCAGCCUAGGACACGCACGGAGAAGCCUGUGUGCCAAACCAAAGGCCUGCCGUGUCAGGCUGCUGUGCCCCCGAAGCCAAAGGUGGCUCGGGACAUGAAACAAGAACUCUCUGACGAAGCCAGGGAAUUCUUUCAGCAAUUCAAGACCUGGUCCCUUGAAAACAAGUUCCACGGCCAAGGCAAAGCCAAAAAAUCCAGUCCACCGGCAGAUCACGACGACUUCCUCUCCACAACACACGCAGACUACACGGCACACAAGUGCCAGCGCACCAAACCGUUCCUGCCGUCUAAGCAAACCAUGGAGAAAAGCAAGGAGCCCUUUCAGGCAACGACUACCAUGAAGGAGGAUUACAAAACUUGGAACACACCGCGGCGCUUCCCCAUUGUCCGUAAAGCAGCGAUGGACUGGCCCAGUAGCCUUCGUCCCAAAGUGAAUGAGACUGCAGUCUGUCAUUCCAACUGUGAUGCCACCACUCAGGUUUCCUGCUUGGAACGUAUCUCCAAUGGGAAUGAAGAAUCCAGGAUGUACUGGACCACCUCUCUGGACAAAGGGGUGACUUGGGCCGACAGUGGAAUUUGUGAGGACCCCCCCGACCAAAUACUCGGCUGCAUGGUUUUAAGCAGAAGCUAAGCUUUCCUAGAGACCAGGCCGAUGACGAGAUGCGGGCUGCCACCCAUCACCUCGAGCAGCUUCUGCCUUCACACCAAUAAAAAGCCAUAAAGCAUACUGAGAUUAUGUAAUGGCAGCUAUUUUUA